AUGGACAAGCAAGUGGAAAUUGCCAUCCACAACUGCACAGUCUGCCAGGCUGCAGACAAGAGUGCCAAGACUGCAGUAACUCCGCUGCAACCUGUGCCCCUUCCAGAGCGUCCAUGGCAGAAGGUCGUCAUCGACAUCGUCGGUCCCACUGAAAAAGCGCCGCACGAUUGCAGGUUCGCUAUCACCCUCGUAGGCUAUUUCUCCAAGUUGCCUGAAGUACAGUUUUGCAGCCAUUUGUCGACGCGCACAGUGACAGUCUUUCUGCUCUCAGUAUUUUCUCGAGGGCGCUACCCCGACGAGAUUGUGUGCGACAACGGCCCUCAGUUUUGUUCCCGAGAAUUCAACCAGUUCCUGAAGGAUUGUGCCAUUCGCCUCUCGCACUCUUCGCUGUACUACCCCCAGGCGAAUGGACUUGUAGGACGAUUCAACCGUGUUUUCAAGAACUUAGUGCAGACAGCUUUGCUGGUGGAUCGACCACUUCGCCCAGCGGUCAUCGAAUACAUUGGCAUCUACCGGUGCACACCACACGCGACCACGGGAGUCGCCCCGGCUAUGUUGCUCCAUAGAAGGCUGCCGAGAGCACGUCUGGACGUCGUUGGGCACCCGUCGUCUUCCUUCUUCAAGGACCCAGCUACCGAGCUUAGUCAACUGCGUCGUCGGGUGAAGCAUAGGCAAGAGAGCGGACAGAUCUUCUUCGAGCCGCGAAGAAGACCAACAUCGCAGUUGGUGAUUUCGUCCGGGUGA
Messenger RNA from Dermacentor silvarum, 744 nucleotides. RefSeq lists its product as uncharacterized. NCBI's taxonomy places the organism in Eukaryota, Metazoa, Arthropoda, Arachnida, Ixodida, Ixodidae. Bases 1 to 744 code for a protein of 247 amino acids. The record is from RefSeq and is a predicted model, not a curated record. The transcript has a single exon. Gene Ontology annotation, molecular function: nucleic acid binding. Gene Ontology annotation, biological process: DNA integration.